UCUGCCCCAGGGGCCGGGCCGGCUGUCUGGGGCGCGGGGCCGGGAGCCCUGCCGGCUCUCAUUAGUCAGCCGCGCGGGGAGGAGCCGGCUGACCUUACGCUGGCCCGGCCUCUGCGGCCAUUAGAGCUCAUCCCUCGGUGGCCGCGGUGCCUCCCAGUCCUCGAGGUGGGUGGGGCGGUCCUGCCCCGACUUAAGGAAGGCCUCAGGCCUUUACGCAGCAGAUAAACCGAACUCCAGCCUGCAAUUGAGGGUCCACGGCAGGAAAAAAGAUGCGAGCGUCCAUCCCAGAGCCCAAAGUUGGAGACCUGAUUGAGAUUUUCCGCCCUUUCUACAGACACUGGGCCAUCUACGUUGGCGAUGGAUACGUGGUCCACCUGGCACCCCCAAGUGAAAUUGCGGGAGCGGGCGCGGCCAGCAUCAUGUCCACCCUGACUGAGAAGGCCGUGGUGAAAAAAGAGCUGCUGGAUGACGUGGUCGGGAGAGACAGGUACCAGGUCAAUAACAAACACGAUGACAAGUACUCGCCGCUGCCUCCCAGCAAAAUCGUCCAGCGGGCGGAGCAGCUGGUGGGCCAGGAGCUGCCCUACUCGCUGCCCUGUGAGAACUGCGAGCACUUUGUGAACGAGCUGCGCUACGGAGUCGCCCGCAGCGAUCAGGUCAGAGACGCCGUCGUGGCGGCUGGCAUCGCCGGCGUGGGCUUGGCCGCCGUGGGCCUCAUCGGAGUCAUGUUCUCCAGAAACAAGCGGCAGAAGCAAUGAGUGGGAAGGGGACCGUCCCAGCAGCAGUGGCUUUUGUACACUCAGGGGGUCUUGUCGGGCCGGAGGUGUUGAGGUUUCGGUUUGCGGAUUUCACGCUGUUUGAUGAUAAGGCUUAUUUUCGCAGGAUAAAAUAAAGCCCAGUAAGGGAGGAUUUUGCUGGAGGAAAUACA
This is a messenger RNA of Prionailurus viverrinus (fishing cat), 928 nucleotides long. Its product is annotated as phospholipase A and acyltransferase 3. Gene Ontology annotation, molecular function: glycerophospholipid phospholipase A1 activity; A2-type glycerophospholipase activity. Lineage: Eukaryota; Metazoa; Chordata; Mammalia; Carnivora; Felidae. Bases 270 to 758 code for a protein of 162 amino acids. The record is from RefSeq and is a predicted model, not a curated record. The transcript has 5 exons. Gene Ontology annotation, cellular component: cytoplasm. Gene Ontology annotation, biological process: N-acylphosphatidylethanolamine metabolic process.